GCUUUCUCCUUUUUUCUUAUCUUUCAUUCUUUCCCUGUCCCCGCCAUGAAUGAGGAGUACGACGUGAUCGUGCUGGGCACCGGCCUGACGGAAUGCAUCCUGUCAGGUAUAAUGUCAGUAAAUGGAAAGAAAGUUCUUCACAUGGAUCGAAACCCUUAUUAUGGAGGAGAAAGUGCAUCUAUAACACCACUGGAAGAUCUGUACAAAAGAUUUAAAAUACCAGGUUCACCACCAGCAUCAAUGGGGAGAGGAAGAGACUGGAAUGUUGACUUAAUUCCCAAGUUCCUUAUGGCUAAUGGUCAGCUGGUUAAGAUGCUGCUUUAUACAGAGGUUACCCGCUACUUGGAUUUCAAAGUAACUGAAGGGAGCUUUGUAUAUAAGGGAGGAAAAAUCUACAAGGUUCCUUCCACUGAAGCAGAAGCCCUGGCAUCUAGCUUAAUGGGACUGUUUGAAAAACGUCGCUUCAGAAAAUUCCUAGUGUAUGUUGCCAACUUCGAUGAAAAAGAUUCUAGAACUUUUGAGGGCAUUGAUCCCAAGAAGACUACAAUGCGAGAUGUGUAUAAGAAAUUCGACUUGGGCCAAGAUGUUAUAGACUUUACUGGUCAUGCCCUUGCACUUUACAGAACUGAUGAUUAUUUAGAACAACCAUGUUGUGAAACCAUUAAUAGGAUUAAACUUUACAGCGAGUCUUUGGCAAGAUAUGGCAAAAGCCCAUAUCUUUAUCCACUUUAUGGCCUUGGAGAGCUGCCACAAGGGUUUGCAAGGUUAAGUGCUAUUUAUGGAGGUACCUACAUGCUUAAUAAACCAAUUGAAGAAAUCAUUGUGCAAAAUGGAAAAGUGGUUGGUGUUAAAUCUGAAGGAGAGAUUGCUCGCUGUAAGCAACUCAUCUGUGAUCCCAGCUAUGUAAAAGAUAGGGUGCAGAAGGUGGGCCAGGUGAUCAGAGUUAUAUGUAUUCUAAGCCACCCAAUCAAGAACACCAAUGAUGCCAACUCAUGUCAGAUCAUUAUUCCACAGAACCAAGUCAACCGCAAAUCAGAUAUCUAUGUUUGCAUGAUUUCUUUUGCACACAACGUGGCAGCUCAAGGGAAGUAUAUUGCCAUUGUUAGCACAACUGUGGAAACCAAGGAACCUGAGAAAGAAAUCAGACCAGCUUUGGACCUCCUGGAACCAAUUGAACAGAAAUUUGUUAGCAUCAGUGACCUCCUUGUACCAAAAGAUUUGGGAACAGAGAGCCAGAUCUUUAUUUCCAGUACUUAUGAUGCUACAACUCACUUUGAGACGACCUGCGAUGACAUUAAAAACAUCUACAUGAGGAUGACAGGAUCAGAGUUUGACUUUGAAGAAAUGAAGCGCAAGAAAAAUGAUAUCUAUGGGGAAGACUAACAGCAGUACUUGUUCUUACCUGACUAGAACAGGUUUAAAUUUUGACAGAUAAUGCAUAUUGUAUAAAAUCAGUAUUGUAAAGCCUGCUUUUGUAAUCAGAACUGAGCGAUUGAAGAGUACUGUACCAGUAAAUAAUUCCUCCCCUUUAUCUUUUUAAUAUCAUGUAUUAACUCUUUUUCAUUGAGUGGCUAUUCAGAAUUGGCAGGUUACCACACUAUCCAUUUUAACCAAUACUGGCUUUUGUUUUUUUCCUAGUGAAGAAUCAGUUUUAAAACAACAUUGUGAUACUGAUACAGAGAGCUCCGUAUGGUAUUUGUAUCUUUUAAUCAGUGUAGCCUUUUCAGUUAUGUGCUUCUGCUGCCCAAGAGCUGGAUCAGUAUAAUUUGUGCGCCAUCUGUCCUUUUGACAUUACGGAGAUUCUAAAUUGAAUAUUUUGCAACUUGGGACAGUAUCCUUGAAGUUUUCCCUAGAACUUUACAUUUGUGUUAUCUUAAGUAUUAGGAUAAUGCCCCAAUAGCAUAGCCACUAGUUUGGUUUAUGUGGGCAUAGAAUUCUAACCAAACUCCUGAUUUGGGAAGUCAUUUGGGGGAUGUCUUUGUGGCUUAGUGGCACUGUAUUGGUGUCUAAGUAUAAUAAAAUUGAGAGAAAGAGGAAAUAAACCUAUCACAAAGCAGGUGAAAUAUAGAAGCAUUCUUUGUAUACCAAGUGUGGCUUCAAUGGACCAAGCUGCAAUGCAGUAUUGAUUUGACAGAGCCUCUGCUUCAGUGAUGACUCCCUCAAAAUGGCUCCAAAUGAUUUCUGUACUGCAAAAUAAAGCCAAACUCUGGAAAC
This is a messenger RNA of Chrysochloris asiatica (Cape golden mole), 2214 nucleotides long. RefSeq names its product GDP dissociation inhibitor 2 (gene GDI2). Gene Ontology annotation, biological process: small GTPase-mediated signal transduction; protein transport; vesicle-mediated transport. Lineage: Eukaryota; Metazoa; Chordata; Mammalia; Afrosoricida; Chrysochloridae. The transcript has 11 exons. Gene Ontology annotation, cellular component: cytoplasm. The coding region runs from base 46 to 1383 and encodes 445 amino acids. Gene Ontology annotation, molecular function: Rab GDP-dissociation inhibitor activity. The record is from RefSeq and is a predicted model, not a curated record.